AUGAUGGAGCAAGGCCAUGGAAAGUGCCUCGCUGGGGUGCAUGCCCAGAUGAUGUGGUGUCGUUGGAACGGGAGGUGGAAGCGUGCUGUCAGCUUGCUGGAAGACAUGAAACCUCGGGAGCUCUCGCCCUCCGGCGUGACCUAUGCCCUAAUCAUCGCGGCUUGCCGGCAGUCGAAGGAAUGGAGGUGGCCCCUACGGCUGCUUGCUGCACUGACAGCAGAGCGCUUCCCUCUGGACACCCGCAUCUGCGGUGCGGCAGCAGGCGCUUGCCACCAGGUGGGCCACUGGCGUUGGGCCGCAUGGGUGCUGGAGCAGCUUUGGCAAAGCAGGGGCAAAGGCCCCAGCACCGAAGACAUCUCCCUGAAUUUGGCUCUUGCCACUUGCAAGGAGGGCCGGAAGUGGCAGCAAGCUCUUCAGAUGCUAGCAGAGGCCGGCGGGUUGGUUUGGGACGAUGUGGCAGCGAGCUCCUUGAUUAAAGCCCUUGGCCCACGCUGGGCCAUCAGCCUUGCUAUCAUCGACCUGGCCCCUGGCAUCUCAGCCCGGGCUGCGGCCAUUGCCUCCUGCACGCAGGCGCGGCAAUGGAAGCAGUCCUUGGCACUGGUCACCGGGCAGAUCGAUGCAGUUGCGCUCAGUUCCGCCGUCAGCAGUUGUGCGCAGAGCACAGAGUGGCAGAGGGCCCUUGCUUUGGGGAGCAGUUAUGCUUCUUGUAAUGCUGCUAACGAUUGGUACCAAGAUGGCAUUUUAUGGAGCUCUCUGCUCAGCGCGUGUGAACAUGGGAGUGCCUGGGACCUGGCCUUGGAGAUCUUCGGGCAGAUGCAGCGUGCUACGGGCAUGCACCCGAACGCAGCCGUCUUCGGGACCCUCCUGCGAUCUUGCAGCUCUUCCUACCGUUGGGAGGAGGCAUUGCAGCAGGCAUUUUCAAUGAAGGAUCAUCAUCUGAUGCCGACGGCCGUUUGCACAUCCGGCAUCCUUGCGACUUUGGUGGCAGCCGGCCAUGCUGACAGCAUGCCACGACUCAGCCCUGCCAUACGUCGUCUCCUGUCCCUGGCUCUGGUGACGGAAACAUGGCAGCCGCCAGUGCCCCAUGUGCUUGGCACAAGCAACCUGGAAUGCGUUGUACUGACGGAGCUUUUGGAGGGUUGGCAAUGGUGGAGCAAGCCACGCAGCUACGUGAUGGCACGCUGCUUUCUGACCACACUGCAAGCCGGUCUCCGAGCUCCGGAGCUUCCCGCCGGCCGACGUGUGCUAGGUCAGGCAAGUCCCGAUAAAGUUUGCAGCAGUUUGGGGCAUGGAGCCGAGGAGCAAGAUGUCUUGGCAGCUCCAGGCGGUGAUAAAUCGAUGCCGGUGCCACCUGCACCAUGGGUGCAGCUUUGGUACGGCUUCAGUGUGAAGCAGUUCCUGCAUGGCACGGGCAGACAGAAUGCCUUGUCCAUGCUGUGCGGCCGGGAGGUGGGCCUUAGGGCCUUUGCAGACCUAGAAGUCCUUCCAGCCCUCAAGAUGGCUCUACAGGUGUAUAGGACGCGACACGCGAGGUACCCCAGCACAGAAGGUGUGACGCCAUUCCUGCAGUGCGCCCGGGCGGGCAAUUGCACCUUCAUGAUGUCGCCGUCCCAGUUUGGAGAUGUGGCCGCGCGGCUGCUGCUGAAGGGCACACGGGGCGCUGUGUUGCUCGACAUGGACAGGGAGGGCUUAGUCAACGAUGCUGUUGUAGUUGAUCGGGUCGGGCUGCCGGCGGCCAUUGCCAAUGUCUCUGUGAAUUCCAUCUUCCGGGUGAAGGCCGACGCGCGAGUCGAGGCCAUAGACUGCUCUGGCCGCAUGGCCGCGGCUUUGGCCAACGAGGCUGGUCAUGACGAGAUCUUCGCCAUGAUCGCCGAGGAAAUGAGCGACCAAGCACUGGAAGCGGUCUUCGCUGAUGCGGCCCCUGAGUCUCAUUGCAGCGAGACGGGUGGGCUGGAGGCGCCGGAACCUAGGGAAACUGCGCCACCAGCCGAGGAGGACUGGGAUGUGCCGCUGGAUGACCCCGGCAUGAUGGAUAUCCCAGAUGAGGAGCAUCUCCAAGCCCGCCUUCACCCUUCCGGACGGUACGAUGUAAAUCGACACCUCAACGCGAACGAG
Molecule: messenger RNA, 2115 nt
Organism: Symbiodinium sp. CCMP2456
Lineage: Eukaryota; Dinophyceae; Suessiales; Symbiodiniaceae
Source: the annotation of a GenBank genome assembly